Messenger RNA from Mycosarcoma maydis (corn smut), 2415 nucleotides. RefSeq lists its product as uncharacterized. Gene Ontology annotation, molecular function: ATP binding; DNA ligase (ATP) activity. The record is from RefSeq and is a predicted model, not a curated record. Bases 1 to 2415 code for a protein of 804 amino acids. The transcript has 5 exons. Gene Ontology annotation, biological process: DNA repair; DNA recombination. NCBI's taxonomy places the organism in Eukaryota, Fungi, Basidiomycota, Ustilaginomycetes, Ustilaginales.
AUGGCCUCUACGAUGCUAACCAGCAUCUCGAUGGCCGACGUGAUCGAUCCAGACACCGCUGUCUUGCAUAUACCCAAGAUGAUUCGCCAGGACGAGUACGGCUAUCGAACCAGCAACGACGGUAAAGACAUCUCUCCUCUGACCGUCAUACCUCUCGAUACAGCAUUUCCCACCUCGAAGGCCAGUGGACCCGCUUCGGUUUCGUUCGUCUUGAAACGCUUCGCAGAAGGCUACUACGUGUGCUCAUGUCCUGCGUGGAAGUUCAGCACAGAGCGUGACAAGAUGCGCAAGACCUGCUCGCAUCUCAAAGAUUGUCUCGGAGAACGGUACGAGACUGAGCGAAUCGCACUUGCAAAAGAAGCCAAAAGUACGGGCUUUGACAAUGCAAGGUUGCGCAGAACGACUUCCGACGGCUACCAUGCGCGACACACACACGCCAAGAGUGUAUUGAACGACCACUUUCGACAACUUUCACACAGUCAACCCGAGAUCUCGUUAUCUGAUAUCUCGAAAGGCUUUUCAGGAGACGAGAUCCGCAACGAUCAGGGCAGACCAUCUAUCGACACUCCGUCCCGCGAUUUUCCUGCAAGCCCAACACAAGCCCGACCAACACAUGUACAGAACGAGCUUAACAGCGACACUGAAACCGAGGACGAGGAAGUGGUCGCUUCUCAAGCAAACCAGUCACGCCCGUCAGGCCCGACAUCUGCACGCUCCACAACACCGAUCUCAAAAACUCAUGUCGGCAACAACAGGCGGGCCUACAACGACCAUGAUGACGACGAGUAUGGCUUUGAUCCUGAAGAUGUUCAAAUGUCUCCUUCAAAGCGUGCUCGGCGUGGCAACCGAUCUAACUAUAACAGCGAUGACGAAAAGGUCUCUCUACUCCUAGCCAAGCCCUGGCUGUUGGACGCCGACCCUUCGAAACCCAGAUCGAAGCCGAUGGAUCCCACCGGAUGGUGGGUCAGCGAAAAGCUAGACGGUGUGCGUGCCUUUUGGGACGGACAAAGGCUGUAUUCGCGUCAGAAGAUCGAAUGGAAUGCGCCCUCCUGGUGGAAGAAUCGAUUACCGAAAGACAUCACUCUGGAUGGUGAGCUUUGGAUGGCGCGAGGCGCAUUCGAUCAGACUUCGCAGAUCUGCCGAACAACUGUAAGAUUGGGCCGGUUACGCACCUUUUCUCAUUUCCUCGAACGCGACUCGAUCGAGCGACAGUGGCUGCGAGAACAAGCCGGCGGACGUCUAGCUAGCCAAGAACGUCUUCGCGAAGCGAGGUCUUCUUUGUCUCUGUUGCGGUCUACAAGACCUGAGAAGAGCGUGAGAUUUGCAGAGGGAGGCGCGACGUCAAAUUCUGCAACACCAUCGUCCAAUUGGAAGUCAUGGAAGCAAAGUCUCGGGUGCCGACAACGAGGUCUGCCAGUCAAACUGCGUUCAAGCUCACGUUUUGCUGUCGCAGGUUCGUUCUUGCGGGUGUUGUUUGGAAGUCACUCUAGCGAUGCGAGCCGGCCGCGCUCAGUCAAGCGCGCUUCGCUGCUUCGAUCCAUCGUCAAGCGUUGCCCGAAGUGUGGAAAAAUCGUGAAGCGCAAAGAUGGCGGUGCUCCAGAUACGCCAGAACCCGAUAGUGCGAACGCUGAUCAGGCCGUUUCUCAACCUCCUCUGCCCUCCAUGACCGAAACAUGCAUUUCUACGUCAAACGUCUCGUCGUCUCGACGACCGCUCAAUUAUUCGACCUUGCGCAUCUUAUCGUCUGGGCGAACACUACCCUCUGCGUAUACUCACGUCUGUCGACGAAAUGUAAAGAGCUCCAACGAGUGGAACCGCAUCAAGUUUAUGAUCUUCGACUCGCCAUCGAUGGGCUCGCGGCCGGUAGAAGAACGCUGGGCAGAGAUCGAGAAGCGCUUCGGUUCGACCGAAUGGCUUGACAUUGAUUCUCUUGAAGGACCUCAGGUGAAGCUCGUCAAGCAUAUCAGGUGUGAAAGCCGAUCGCACCUGGAUCAGCUGAUGGAGUCUGUCGAGCUCAAGGGCGGCGAAGGAUUGAUGCUACGCCAGCCGAAAUCGAAAUACGAAGGCAAGCGCGGAAAUACACUCUUCAAACUCAAGUCGUGGUACGAUGCCGAAGCCGAGGUGAUUGGCUACGCAGAGGGCACCGGAAAACAUGAAGGUCGCACCGGUGCUCUGGUUGCCCGCAUGGCUUGUGGAACCGUCUUUCGCGUCGGCACAGGCAUGUCAGAUGCACAGCGGGAGCAGCCUCCACCCAUCGGUAGCAUCAUCAAUUAUCGCUUCUUUGAGCUCAGCGAAGAUGGCUACCCACGCUUCCCCGCUUUCCGUGGGAUUGCGAGAGACAAGACGAAACCCAAAGAUGCCGUGGUACGACCCCGAGCCAGUGCUCUCCGAUCAGCCGAAAAUCAAGUACAGUAA